Physella acuta is the source of this 1737-nucleotide messenger RNA. Its product is annotated as target of rapamycin complex subunit lst8. Gene Ontology annotation, molecular function: protein binding. Gene Ontology annotation, biological process: regulation of actin cytoskeleton organization; TOR signaling. Gene Ontology annotation, cellular component: TORC1 complex; TORC2 complex. The record is from RefSeq and is a predicted model, not a curated record. Lineage: Eukaryota; Metazoa; Mollusca; Gastropoda; Physidae.
CGAGUUCUCAAACAAAUUAAAUCAUCUCAACUUCUAAACUAAGAACUAAGAAUGAAUCCAGUCCAGAAGCAACUCUAACUCUCUAGCUUCCUUUUUUAUAAUAUUAAUAGCGUCUGCUUUAAAUAUUCUUGCUUGUCGAGAUUUUGAUCAUUAUCUGAUCUGUGCCAGACAAAAGGAUAAAUGGCAAAUGGUGGAGGUGAUCCUGUGAUUUUAGCAACUGCUGGAUAUGAUCACAGAAUUCGGUUUUGGCAGGCUCAUAGUGGCAUAUGUCACAGAACUGUACAACAUCCAGACUCACAAGUAAAUGCUUUAGAGAUUACACCUGACAAACAGUUAAUAGCAGCUGCAGGCUAUCAGCAUAUACGCAUGUAUGAUGUGAACACAUCAAAUCCAAAUGCUUUAAUCAAUUAUGAAGGCAUACAGAAGAAUGUGACUGCCGUAGGUUUUCAUGAAGAGGGUAAAUGGAUGUACACAGGUGGAGAGGAUCACACAGCUAAAAUUUGGGAUCUCAGAUCUAGAACAUUACAAUGUCAACGGAUAUUUCAGGUGAAAGCCCCAGUAAACUGUGUUACACUUCACCCUAAUCAGGGUGAAUUGUAUGUUGGUGACCAAAGUGGUUCUAUACACUGUUGGGAUUUGAAGACAGACAUAAAUGAACAUUUGAUUCCUGAACCUGAUGCAGCAAUUACUUCAGUCAGCAUUGAUCCAAUGGGAACAUUAAUGGCAGCCGUUAACAAUAAGGGCAAUUGUUACUUGUGGACUAUGAACAGCAGUCGUGCCAAUGGACCAUCCAAUUUACAUCCGAAAAAGAAGUUUCAGGCUCACAGUAAAUACAUACUCAAAUGUCUUUUUAGCCCAGAUUCCACUCUCCUAGCAACCACGUCAGCAGAUGGUACCUGCAGGAUAUGGAGGACAGCUGAUCUGUCUCUGUGUACAGAACUGAAAGAUAAGUCACAGCGCUGGGUGUGGGACUGUGCUUUUAGUGGUGACUCCCAGUACAUCAUUACAGCAUCUUCAGAUAAUAAUGCCAGACUAUGGAGCGUAAACACAGGUGAAAUCAAAAGAGAAUACAGUGGACAUGAAAAGGCAGUUGUGUGCUUAGCAUUUAGGGAUGAAGUGGUUUCUUAAUGGUGUUCAUGCUUUUGACCACUGUGUGAUUUUGAUUGAUAAAUGUUUGUUGUGUAAAAGGGAGUUUUCACAAGAUUGAUUGGAAUAUUUGAAAACUGUAAAAAAAAAAUACCAUUGUAUUUUUGUGAUACAAUUGAUGUUAAUUUAAAUCUUGACUGUAUGGAAUGUGUCUUUGAUACUUUACAAAAGAAUGUAUUGAAUGAGUUAAAACUUUCUAAAUUUCUUAAAGUGAUCAGAAUUUUUUUGCAAAGUUAUUUGAUGUUGGAUCAUGUGCUCUAUUUAAAGAAUUAAUCCCAUAAAAUAUUAGGUUUUGUUUUUCUUUUUCAAAAGAAAAAUUAAAAAUUAAACCUUGAAAAAGUAGAAGCAAGCAUAGAUCUUUAUAUAAAAAGAGAAACUGGUCUUAAAUGACAUGCAGAACUUGAUUAAGUCAAUGCUGUUAUCAGGGGCUAUUUUUUUUGUUUGCAAAUCACAUGACUCAACUUCUAUGUAUAUGAACUAGUCUUGUGAAUUGUCUAUAGUCAGUUUUAGGGACUAUUACAUUUUUGAUGCAUCUUUACUUUUACUGUACACAUGCCAGAUUUUUUUCAAUAAAAAUGAUUUUGAAGUAAA